Arvicola amphibius (Eurasian water vole) is the source of this 2999-nucleotide messenger RNA. RefSeq names its product zinc finger protein 54-like. The coding region runs from base 229 to 2772 and encodes 847 amino acids. The transcript has 5 exons. NCBI's taxonomy places the organism in Eukaryota, Metazoa, Chordata, Mammalia, Rodentia, Cricetidae. The record is from RefSeq and is a predicted model, not a curated record. Gene Ontology annotation, biological process: regulation of transcription by RNA polymerase II. Gene Ontology annotation, molecular function: DNA-binding transcription factor activity, RNA polymerase II-specific; RNA polymerase II cis-regulatory region sequence-specific DNA binding.
CUACCAUUCCCUGUUGGUAUUGGACUCGGGGAGUCCUGUAGUGCAGACCUGGGAGCGGAAGACAAGGCGGUUGUCGCGGGGACUAGAAAACUCCGGAGUCGCAGUCUCCGCAUAGCGCAACCUGGGAAAGUCAGCAGUCUGCAGGGUAGUGGCGGGAACCGCAGCCCGGAGGCCCUGGAACCUCCUAGCCGGUGGUGUGACUGUGGACUUCUCCCAGGAGGAGGGGCAAUGCCUGGUCCCUGGGCCCUGAGGGCUUUGUGCUGGCACUGGAUGUUGCAGAAUUGCAGCGGUCUGCUUUCUGUGGGGCUCUCUGAUCACCCAGACCUGCUCACCUAUACAGCAGAACAAAGGGCCUGGAAGGAGAGGAAACAGCAGCUAAGUAUGCAGGGUCUAUUGACAUUUAGGGAUGUGACUGUGAACUUCUCAAACGAGGAGUGGGAAUACCUGAAUUCUUCUCAGAGGGCUUUGUACAUUGAUGUGAUGUUGGAGAAUUACAACAACCUGGUCUCUGUGGAGAAUCACUGCAAAUUUGAUCCCGCCCAUCAACAUGUGAAAACUGUAAAAGAGUCUUGUCAGUGUAAUGAGCUUGGCAAAGUGCUUCAUGACCCCUCCACAUGUGCACUUUAUAGAACAAGUGAAACUACAGAAAACUCUAAUAACUAUAGAUGCAGUAAUCACAGGGAUGCCUCUGUUGACUCAUCAAACCUAGAUACACAUGAAAGCUUGCACACUGGUGAAGAAUCUUGCAAAUCUAAAGACUAUGAUAAAUCUAUAAAUUUGUAUUUCAACAUUACUCAAGAACAGAGACUCUACACUGCAAAGAAAGAGCACAAACAGGUAGAAUAUGAUAACUAUUUCAGCUCUGCAUACAGUCUUUUGCAACAACCAAUCAUUACAGAGACACCACACCAGUGUGAAGAAUGCCAGAAAUGCCUCAGGACUGCCUCAUACCUCACUGUACACCAGAGACUUCAUAGUAGAAUGAAACCAUACAAGUGCAUCAUUUGUGAAAAAUCCUUUAUCCAGAGUUCAAGGCUUAAAAUACAUCAAAGACUUCAUGCUGGUGAAAAUCCUUACAAAUGCAAAGAAUGUGGAAAGUCAUUUCAUCACUUGUCAGCAUUUCAUAGACAUCAGAAUUUGCAUACUGGAGAAAAAUGUUACAAAUGCAAGGGAUGUGAUAAAUCCUUGGCUUACUGGUACACUUUCAAGAAACAUCAGAAAAUACAUGCUGCUCAGUGGCAACAUAAUUGUCAAGAAUAUGGCAAGGUCUUUCGUCAGUUUUCUCAGAUUAAAAGACAUCACACACUUCAUACUGGACAGAAACCUUGCAAAUGUAAGGAAUGUGACAAAUCCUUUGCCCACUGGUUCACUUUCAAGAAACAUCACAAAAUGCAUGCUACUAGGAGACACUAUAGUUGUCAAGAAUGUGGUAAAGUCUUUCAUCAGCUUUUGCACUUUAAAAGCCAUUACAGACUCCACACUGGAGAGAAGCUUUUCAAGUGCAAUGAGUGUGACCGAUCUUUUCUCCACUAUUCAUCAUUGAGUAGGCAUCAGAAAACUCAUUCUCUAGAGCAGUUUCACAAAUGCAAAGAAUGUGGUAAGUCAUUUCUUGAAUUAUCACUUCUUAAAAGGCAUUACAGGAUCCAUACUGGUGAAAAACCUUACAAAUGUGAGGUCUGUGACAAAUCCUUUACCUGGGACUCAACCCUUAGAAGACAUCAGAAAAUUCAUACUGGAGAGAAACCGUACAAAUGUUUGGAAUGUGACAAGUACUUUACUCUACACUCAUAUCUUAUAGCACAUCAGAAAAUGCAUAUUGAAGAGAAACUUCCUAAAUGCAAAGACUGUGACAUAUCCUUUAUCCAUAUUGCAGGUCUCAGAAAACAUCAGAGUGUUCAUACUGGAGACAGACCUUACAAAUGUCUGAAAUGUGACAGAUCCUUUACCCACAUGUCAAAUCUUAGAACACAUCAAAGAGUUCAUACUGGAGAGAGACCUUACAGUUGUCAGGAAUGUAACAAAUCUUUUGUCCAUUCUAAUGGUUUAAGAAAACAUCUGCAAAUUCACACUGGAGAGAAACGUCAUAAAUGCAAAGACUGUGGUAAAUCAUUUAUCCAUAACGAAAAUCUUAGAUUACAUCAAAGAGUUCAUACUGGAGAAAGACCUUAUAGAUGUAAGGAAUGUGACAAGUCCUUUAUCACUUGCUCACAUCUUAGAAGACAUCAAAGACUUCAUACUGGAGAGAGACCUUAUAGUUGUCAGGAAUGUAACAAAUCUUUUACUAGAUGUGCAUAUCUUAGAGCACAUCAGAAAAUUCAUACUGGAAAGAAACUUUACAAAUGUAAAGACUGUGACAUAUCCUGUAUCAAUAUUACAAGCCUUAGAAGACAUCAGAGAGUUCACGCUGAGGAGAAACCUAACAAAUCUUUUGAAUCAGCAAAGUCCUUUACCCAGGACUCACAACUGAAAACACAUCAGAGUGUUCAUACUGAGGAGAAACCUUACAAAUGCAUGAAAUGUGACAAGUCUUAUACCAGUUGCGCACAUCUUAGAAGACAUCAGAGAGUUCAUACUGGAGAGAAACCUUACAGUUGUCAGGAAUGUGGCAAGUCCUUUACCACCUGUACAGAUCUUAGAAGACAUCAGAGGGUUCACACUGGAGAGAGACCUUACAGUUGUCAGGAAUGUAAUAAAUCUUUUAGUAGGUGCGAAAAUCUUCGAAGACAUCAGAAAAUUCAUACUGGAAAGAAACUGUACAAAUGCAAAGAUUGACACAUCCUAUAUACAUAUGAUAGGUCUUAGGAAACAUAGAAAAUUCAUACUGGAGAGAAACAUGCCAUUGUAAGUAAGGGGACAGCAAUUUCCAGUAUUCUCUACUUAUAAAUCACAGCAGUAUACACAAUAGAAACAGAAAUAUAAAAAAGUUGUGAAAGCUUUUAAUGAGGUGUAAAUCUUAGAAAAUAUCAAAGUUUAUUCCAAAAUAAAUUCUCCCAAUGUUA